Trichomycterus rosablanca is the source of this 4258-nucleotide messenger RNA. It is a transcript of the gene ache, whose product is annotated as acetylcholinesterase (Yt blood group). Gene Ontology annotation, cellular component: plasma membrane. Bases 128 to 1972 code for a protein of 614 amino acids. Gene Ontology annotation, molecular function: acetylcholinesterase activity. The record is from RefSeq and is a predicted model, not a curated record. Lineage: Eukaryota; Metazoa; Chordata; Actinopteri; Siluriformes; Trichomycteridae. The transcript is spliced from 5 exons. Gene Ontology annotation, biological process: acetylcholine catabolic process; choline metabolic process.
CAUCGUCAAGACAGCGCUCGAGGACAGCCUCGGAAAAGAGGAAAACCGAGGCGAUUCUCCAGCGGGUCUCGCAGAUUGUGGAGCUGCUAAAACACAUUAGUCUACUAACUAACCAGCAGAAGACAACAUGAGGAUUUCUGGCAUCUUCAUUCUCCCUGUUACUCUCACCAUUUUUCUUAUUCACCAUUCCACUGCACAGAGUGACACAGAGCUUGUGGUAACAACUAGAUUAGGUCGCGUCCAGGGUAUAACACAGUAUCUUCCAGACAAAGGCACUGUUGUUGCCUUUCUGGGUAUUCCUUUUGGUGAACCUCCUGUGGGAAGAAAGCGUUUUAAGCCAGCUGAACCUAAAAAGCCCUGGAAUGAUGUGUUUAAGGCCAUAGAGUAUUCAAAUGCUUGCUACCAGUUUGUGGACACCUCAUUUCCUGGCUUUCCUGGCACUGAAAUGUGGAACCCCAAUAGAGUUAUGAGCGAGGAUUGCUUAUACCUGAAUGUUUGGGUUCCAGCUUCCCCUCGGCCACACAAUCUCCCAGUCAUGGUCUGGAUAUAUGGUGGUGGCUUCUACAGUGGUUCCUCUUCGUUGGAUGUCUACGAUGGCCGUUAUCUAGCUCAUUAUGAGAAGGUUGUGGUGGUCUCCAUGAACUAUCGUGUGGGUGCUUUUGGGUUCCUUGCACUUAAUGGCUCCUCUGAGGCUCCUGGAAAUGUAGGACUGUUGGACCAGAGAAUGGCACUUCAGUGGGUGCAGGACAACAUUCAGUUUUUUGGUGGCAAUCCCAAUCUGGUGACCAUUUUUGGGGAGAGUGCUGGUGGAGCUUCAGUGGGGAUCCAUCUUCUUUCUCCAGAGAGUCGCCCUAAAUUCACCCGAGCAAUCUUGCAAAGCGGUGUGCCAAAUUGCCCAUGGGCCACAGUCAGCUUUGAAGAGGCUCGUAGGAGAGCCACCAAGCUGGGAAAGUUUGUGGGCUGCCCUGAUGGUAACGAUACUGAGCUGAUUGAAUGUCUUAGAAAUAAAGAACCACAGGAACUUAUCGAUCAUGAGUUUCAGGUUCUUCCAUUCAGCAGCCUGUUUCGUUUUUCCUUUGUUCCUGUGGUGGAUGGUGUGGUGCUCCCAGACACUCCUGAGGCCAUGCUCAACUCUGGCGACUUCAAGCACACUGAAAUCCUUUUAGGUGUGAAUCAGGAUGAAGGAUCAUAUUUCUUGAUAUACGGUGCACCAGGUUUCAGCAAAGACAAUGAAAGCCUAAUCUCAAGAGAAGACUUCCUGCAAGGUGUGAAGAUGAGUGUUCCUCAUGCCAAUGAGAUUGGACUAGAGGCAGUUAUACUUCAGUACACAGACUGGAUGGAUGAGGACAACCGUACGAAGAACCGCGAUGCCCUGGAUGACAUUGUGGGUGACCAUAAUGUAAUCUGCCCUCUGCAGCACUUUGCAAAGAGUUAUGCUCAAUACAGUAGUAACACAGCAGGGAACAGAAAUUCUCAAGUUACUGUGUACCUUUACCUGUUUGACCACCAAGCCUCUAACCUGGCCUGGCCUAAAUGGAUGGGUGUGAUACAUGGCUAUGAGAUUGAAUUUGUGUUUGGCCUGCCCCUGGAAAAAAGGUUGAACUACACUGCAGAUGAGGAAAAACUCAGUCGACGUAUGAUGAAGUACUGGGCUAACUUUGCCCGGACGGGUAAUCCAGGUAACAAUGUUGAUGGUACCAUAGACCCUCGUCGACGAUGGCCUCCCUUCACAGCUUCAGAACAGAAGCAUGUGGGUCUCAACACAGAACCAAUAAAGGUGCACAAAGGGCUGAAAACACAGCACUGUCCCCUGUGGAAUCGAUUUUUGCCUCGCCUGCUCAACAUUACUGACAACAUUGAUGAUGCUGAGCGACAGUGGAAGGCAGAGUUCCACCGCUGGAGCUCCUACAUGAUGCACUGGAAGAGCCAAUUUGACCAUUACAGCAAGCAAGAGCGUUGUACAGACCUCUAAAAGGCAAAGGGAGUAAAUAGCAUGGUGACCAUAGUCUCUAGAGCCCCUUGACAGAAUGUCAGUUGUUCUCUGAGCUACUGUAGAUAACACCCAUUAUUGAUGGGUUCCUCUGGGUAGGAAAAUGUUGAAUUUGGGCCUAUUAGUACUCAAUAGUAUUAUUUUUUUUGACACGUGAUGCAUUGUGUACAUUGUUUGGUAUUUUUUUAAACUAUUACUUUAAGUAGUUUUUAUUUGACUGAGAUGCAUGAAGAGACAUUUAUGAGUUAUGGUCAUCAGAGUAGUUUAGGAGGGAAAGUUUGAAAAGUGUGAUAUUACCACUGAUAAUUGUACUCGUUCUUGGAAACCCUGAUUCACUCUGGUUCUCUGGAUCUCACUUUAUCCCACUUUUAUUUCACUUUAGUUUUUCCCCUUUGAUCUGCUUAGUCUGUAAUUGCUGUUUGACCAUUUGUGCAUUUGUCGGUAUUUCUUUUCCAUCCUGACUGUUUUGUUUUGGAUCUUCAAAUCUUGUUGUGUGCUUCAGUAGCCUGUGGUUGUGCAAUGGUCUGCUGUUUUACUGUGGGUCUAGAUCAAUUUUUUUAACAUAUACAUGGUACUCAUGAGCCAUUUUAGUCCAUUGUCUGUCUGUUUACUGGCACCAGUUUGUACUUGCUUGCAGAAGUGUGUGUGUGUGUGUGUGUGUGUGUGUACAUGAUUUCAAUGUGUUUCAUUCAGAUUGUUAAACACAUUGCAUGCAUAUUUGUGCUUACAGCAUGAUCCUCCUUGAUAUGUGUUUUGUACAGCUGUGCAAACUAAAAAGGGACUGUUAGUGUGUGUGUGUGUGUGUGUGUGUGUGUAAGCGUACACCGUGUUUAGCACCUCCAUGGGUCAGUAUUCACUAUGUCUUGUCUAUAUGUAGCCUGCAACUCGUGAAUGUCACCCCUACUUUCAUUACAUUUGUCGGGGCAUUGCGUGCUUAUGUGCACAUCCUAAAGAGAAAGGUUUGUAACUACUGUGUGAUGUCUGUGUGCCAAAGAGUCAAUACUUUUCUUUUCCUAACUGGCUCCGCUCCCAGUAGGAAAGAAUUUUCAUUACGGUAAUGGAAGGAGAGUAAUUUAGUUAGUGCUUGUUUAAAAUGCCAGCCUGCUGUGUCAGCCAUCUUAACCCCAGCCCCACCAUCACUCACCUGAUGCACUGGGUACAUGAUGGAAAACAGUACAUAGAGGGAAAUGUUUAGAGCAAAGACAUUCACAGGAGCCCACUAGAGUCUGUUUUUUUGUUAAGGCUCAUAUUUUAGCAUGUGUUAUUGUUGCAUGAUUGCACUUAUUAUUUUUGUUGGUUUAUAUUAGGUUUAAUAGUUGUUUCUUUAUAUACUGUAUUUAUUUAUAUUUUACGACUGCUUUUUAUGUUCAGAUCUAGAUAUGAUUUUUGUAAUGACGUGAAUGUACCGGUUUUACUUUGUUUUCGUUUUAGUUUUUGUAGGUAUUUGUAUAUUUAUUAGGAGUGCAUGUUUGUAUGUUUUUCCAGUCACACCACUGAUUUACACACAUUAUUUCAGUAUUAUUUAUUUUCACAUUGUUUAACACUGUGAAAGGGACAUUGACAAGUGCUGUGUCCUUCAGCAAGCAUUAUCAUUACACAUUACCUCCAGAGUUGACCAGAGUAGUGUAUUUUAGCUUUAAAACAUAAUAUAUAUCAAAUAUAUAUAUAAAUUAAGUGCUGUCUUAAAUUAUUUACGCAAAUGAUAGGAAGGAGAAGUAAGUGUGUGCAUGUGUCUACAGAGUGGUUGGGGCUUAUGCUUGUCUGUGGCUCUGAGUAACCACUGUCCUUUUACCUCUUAAUCAAUAAAAGCUUCUCUUUAUCUCCGUUGUAAAGUAAAAUGUCCUGUGCAUGUCCUAAAGCUUCUCCCCCACUGUGUUCUGUACUCCAAAAAUGACUGUUAUCCCUUGUAAAACUAAGCCACUGCUGAUGUAUAUUAUUAUUAUUAUUAUUAUUACAGUUGUAGUACUGUUAAAAAAUGAAACCUGAUAUUUGCAAUAAUAUGAUAUAUUUGCAUAAUGAAUACUAACUUAAUUUGUAGUAAAGAUAAUUUGAGGAUAAUGGCAACUAACAUUGAUAUUGGCUGUUUUGGUGGUACUGUAGUGUUCUGUCAGUAACCAAUGCAUUAAUAUUGUUAUACGUUACCACUGUAACUAGUAUGGUAACAGCAUUGGGCAUCUACUCUGCAUGGUAUUUGCCUAUGCUCUUGCCCUCUCAGGGCACUCUAUUUAAAGUCCACUGAUAAAAUCUCAUUAAACUGAGUAACUGAAA